Molecule: messenger RNA, 483 nt
Organism: Pseudozyma flocculosa PF-1
Lineage: Eukaryota; Fungi; Basidiomycota; Ustilaginomycetes; Ustilaginales; Ustilaginaceae
Exons: 1
Coding region: 1-483 (160 amino acids)
Biological process (GO): carbohydrate metabolic process
Cellular component (GO): intracellular anatomical structure
Molecular function (GO): isomerase activity
Source: RefSeq, a predicted model, not a curated record
AUGUCCGCCCCCCAGCAAAAGUGGAAGAUCGCCUUUGGCUGCGACGAGGCCGGCGUCGAGUACAAGAACGCGAUCCUCAAGGACUUCCAGGCCGACCCGCGCGUCGAGAGCGUCGUCGACGUCGGCGUCCCCUCCAACGCCGACAAGACGGCCUACCCGCACGUCGCCGUCACCGCCGCGCGCAAGGUGGCCUCGGGCGAGGUCGACCGCGCCCUCCUCAUCUGCGGCACCGGCCUCGGCGUCGCCAUCUCGGCCAACAAGGUCAACGGCGUCCGCGCCGUCACCGCCCACGACUCGUACUCGGUCGAGCGCUCCGUCCUCUCCAACGACGCACAGGUCCUCUGCAUGGGCCAGCGCGUCGUCGGCCUCGAGCUCGCCCGCAAGCUCGCAAAGGAGUGGCUCGGCUACAAGUUUGACCCCUCGAGCGCAUCGGCGCCAAAGGUCCAGGCCAUUUCCUCGUACGAGGGCGCCUCGUCCCAGUAG